AUGGAUGGAGACCCGGCCGUCGAGCCAGAGCUCGACUCCUUCAGUCUGACACUCCCUCUGCCAUAUCGCGUGGCAUUGGUUGUAGUUUUAGGUGUUUGGGCUUGGGGAGCAAAUCUACAUUAUCUCUCUCUCGUCAAAAUCGAUGUCCCAUCUCUCAUUCACUAUCCACAACGAGCAUCUCCUCGAACAGACCUCCCGCACCAUCUCUCAACAUACCGCCUAGCCCUCUUACUCACGCUCCCCUUCUCCCUCUCGAUCCUCCUCUUCUGGGCUCUCUCACAUCGCAACCCCACACUAGUUAUAUACUACGACUUCCUCCCGGUCUCGCUCCUCCUCCUACUUCUCAUCAUAUUCUUCCUCCCGCGACGAUUCUCCUCGACCGGACGAAGCCGGUUCCUGCAAACAUUACGGCGAGUGUCAAUUGGCGGCCUCGCCCAAGCUCAUGAUGGGAAAUUCGGCGACAUUCUCCUCGCAGAUGUCCUCACGUCCUACGCAAAGAUAAUUGCAGACCUAUUCGUAUCACUCUGCAUGUUCUUCUCGCACAAUGGUUCUGCAACAAAGCGCCCCGAUCGUGCGUGCGGAGGGCAGUACCUGGUCCCAAUCAUAAUCGCAAUCCCGUCCCUGAUCCGACUUCGACAAUGUCUGAUCGAAUACGUCCGUGUGAGAGCUGCGAAUCGUAGGAAUGGUGGAAUUGGAUCGCAAGGUUGGGGAGGACAACAUCUAGCCAAUGCGCUGAAAUAUUCGUCGGCUUUUCCAGUGAUCAUACUUUCCGCUCUACAGCGGAACAUGACCCUCAACCAUGACGCAGUCGGGUUGACUGAGAAGUCACUAUAUCGCGCGUGGCUCCUGGCAGUCAUCGUCAACUCUCUAUACAGCUUCUACUGGGACGUAGCUAAAGAUUGGGAUCUCACGCUGUUCUCAGCACUCCGGUCUCCAUCAAAGGCACCACACAAUAUACCUUUUGGUCUACGACAACGCCUGUUUUUCCACACCAAGGAACUCUACUAUAUCGUCAUUGUUCUCGACCUCCUGCUCCGCUGUACAUGGUCCCUGAAACUCUCGCCUCAUCUAGACCACUUUGCAGAUUUCGAGAGCGGGAUCUUCCUGAUGGAAUUCUUGGAGGUGGGUAGGAGAUGGAUAUGGAUAUUCUUCCGGGUCGAGACGGAAUGGGUCCGGAAUACGGAUAAAGGUGUUCUUGGUGGACCUGGUCAGGAUGAUGUCUUGCUGGGUGAGUACAGCGAUGACCUCGGGGAUUUUGGCUACAGCAGUGGAAAGGAUGAUGAUGAUUGA
Cadophora gregata is the source of this 1290-nucleotide messenger RNA. RefSeq names its product protein-ER retention protein (gene ERD1). The record is from RefSeq and is a predicted model, not a curated record. The transcript has 3 exons. Lineage: Eukaryota; Fungi; Ascomycota; Leotiomycetes; Helotiales; Ploettnerulaceae. Gene Ontology annotation, cellular component: cytoplasm; membrane. The coding region runs from base 1 to 1290 and encodes 429 amino acids.